Spirodela intermedia is the source of this 8154-nucleotide messenger RNA. The record is from the annotation of a GenBank genome assembly. NCBI's taxonomy places the organism in Eukaryota, Viridiplantae, Streptophyta, Magnoliopsida, Alismatales, Araceae.
AUGGGGAGGCGCCACGGUUGGCAGCUGCCUGCUCAUACCUUCCAGGUACUCGCUCCUUGAUCUGAGAGGCCCGCUGCACUUUCUCCCACCGCGUUUCUUCUUUGUAUGUGCGACAUCCUUUAUGAGUUCCGACGAUCCGUAAAAUCCCUAACGUAUCUUUCGUAUUGGAGUCUAAUGUGGUUGGUUUCCUUGUUCUCGCUACUUUGUGCAUUGUCUGUGUGUGUUUUCAAUGCUCGUUUUUGCCAUCCAUUUUUAGAUCUUCGAUAAAUGGUUAUGUUGAAAAGAAUAUGAUCUAGAUCUUCAGUAAACAGUCUUUGUAUGCGAUCUAGAUCUUCUUUGCUGAAGGGAAUAUGAUUUUCCACUUUGUAGUUGUCUUCGGCGGGUUACCAUAGGUAAUCUGUGUUGAUUGGUCAACCAGUGCAUGUUUGUUCUAGAGUAUUUUGUUUCGUGUUGUUACCCUCUGAUCAAUGUUUUAGUUCCUAGUCUCGUUUUGCCUUCUUUUGAGCAUCAAAGUUUUGGAGUUGACUAUUGAAAAUGGGAGCUCGUUUUACCAUCUUUUAAGCGAUCACACUUCGGAGUUUAUCAUUAAGAACACGAAUUUCCUAUUCAACCAGUAGGCAUCUUAUGCGUGAAAAGGUAAUGUAAGGGUUGGUUUCCUCUUAUCAGAAAGUUUUACGUCUGGUUGUAUUAUAUAUCUGAGUCUCUGUGAUAUCUACGCCCAAACACCAGUGCCUAAUGAAUUCAUAUGAAUAUCAUAAUUAUAUGUAUAUGAGACGAUGUUGAUGGUGUCUGUGAAGGUAUUUUAUGAAGAGGAAGCGUGUCAGAUAAGGGGUCCUGGUAUUAAUUGCUUUCUCUAAUUAGUUUUCAUGUUUGGGUUAAUAAUGUGGGCUUGAAUCCCUUGGUGAUGCCCAAACAUUAGAACUAGAACUUGUAGCUGUUUGUUAAUGGUUGUUUUUGUUACGAAAUUUAUAUUUUAAGUCAUUCAAAUCUAUGCUGUUGUCGUAUACCCUUUGGUAAUUUCAAGUAGGGUGACUUGAUGUGUGCUGCUGUCGGUCUGCAUGGUUUGCAUGAGGCUUUAAACUUUGGACAUGUACCAUCUCCACUCUUUCAACAAUGUUUGUGAAGCAAUUCUUGCUCUUUUUCUAUUGCAUGGAUUCUUUCUUUUUCAAGAGAAAAAGAUUGUGCUUUUGGACAGAGAAGAAUAGUACACACUUUUUAUUUUCGUGGAUACAAGGCUUGAUAAUGAAAGACACUUCAAAUUCAAGUUGGCAUAAUAAUGCCGCUAAGACUAAUAGAUAGGUAAGACCAGGGCACAAACUCAUGUUAUUAUGUUGCUUAUCACGAACGUCUUGUUGUGGAGGUGUCUUGUUAAUGGAAAUCAGCAUUUUGAAGAGCUUGAAUUUAAUGUGGAACAUUGCCAAGUUAAUUAUAUGACUUCAGUCCUGCAGUACUAGGCCAACUUCUUUAGUUAGUAUUCUCAUAGUGUUGCAUAGUGUUGAGGUGUCUUGUUAAUGGAAAUCAGCAUUUUGAAGAGCUUGAAUUUAAUGUGGAACAUUGCCAAGUUAAUUAUAUGACUUCAGUCCUGCAGUACUAGGCCAACUUCUUUAGUUAGUAUUCUCAUAGUGUUGCAUAGUGUUGAGGUGUCUUGUUAAUGGAAAUCAGCAUUUUGAAGAGCUUGAAUUUAAUGUGGAACAUUGCCAAGUUAAUUAUAUGACUUCAGUCCUGCAGUACUAGGCCAACUUAUUUAGUUAGUAUUCUCAUAGUGUUGCAUAAACGUCUAUGACUUGUUGAAAUUUUUGUCCAUAUGAAUGCAUGUUAUUAAGUUUAUUGUCUCAUAUUUGACAUGGAUGGGAUUCUCAUUGUCUUAUUGGGUUGAUCAUUUUAUCUUCUUAGAUUACUGGGUUCUCAUAUUUAUCUGUCUUCUUAGAUAGUUGCCUAUCAGCAUAAGAAUAUGCUUCAAUGUCCUGAAGCAAAUACUAAUGUGCAAGGCAGACAUUGUACCAUUCUUUUCCCAUGAGUUUUUUUAAUGAUGAUUUUCAAAUUUUCUCUCUCUCUUUUCUGGAUAAUCUCUUAUCAUGUCUUCAAGCUUUUUUAUGUGGAUUUUUUUUUUUAAUACUGGGUAUUAAUUUUCCUUUUCGUUUGCAGGUUGUUGCCAUCACUGUGUUUUUUUUGUUGGUUGUUGCAUUCUAUGCCUUUUUUGCACCUUUCCUUGGGAAGCGUAUCUUUCAAUAUGUCUCUAUUGCAGUCUACACGCCUGUGGUAUGAGAAUGACUCUAUUUGUUGUUUUAAUGUCAAUUUUUUUUAAACCCUUUGUCCUGAUAAAGAUCUGGAACUUUGAUUUCAGGCGGUCACUGUUUUCAUUCUGUAUGUUCGUUGCACAAGAAUCAAUCCUGCAGAUCCUGGGAUAAUGGAAAAGUUUGAUGUAGUCAAUGUGCCAAAGACACAUAAUAUAAACUUACCUGCCAAUUUCGGUACCAUAGAGACUGGAACUCGUUCUUCUCCAUUAUCGACUUGCAGAAGUUCUAUAGGGGGGCACUCCAGUACAAAAGAUGCCGCUGGAGUUGCCAGAAUUGAGGUUCCUUCAGGGCCUCCAAGGAAACGGUCACAUUGUUGCUGCUAUGUUGGAGCAUUCUUCUAUCUGUUAUUUGUGAAAGAUGAUUGCCGCAAACAGCAAGAAGGCAAUGAUCAACAAACUGCUGGGGAGGAUGCGCUUUUCUGUACAUUGUGCAAUGCUGAGGUACAGUUUUGUGAUUUAAUGUUUCUAGAUAAACUUGAUCUGUUAUGUCAGCAAGUAAUAGUUUUUGAGUACUAAUGGGUUAAUUUCCGUCAUUUCACACAAUGCGCAAUCUAGAUGCCACGCAUUAGUGCAGGGCUUGCCAUAGAUUUUGGUGAAGAGAAGAAACUUAUCAGGCAAGCUUAGUUCCUGGAUUUAGUGCUAGCCAUGGGUUGAAGAUCGUUCUCUUGAAAAGCUAUAUCUGCAAAAUUGUUUUCUUCGACUAUUUCGUUUGUUUUACACUUUCAGUGGUUUCAUAACUGAAUUAUAGAUGCGCUUUGCUGGAGAUACCUCUGGGUGUCUUUGUUAUUUGUCUUCAGUGAUUUUGUGAAAUUUUGUGAUCCUUUGUUUUUUUUACUUUGCACACUUCAAGUCUCUAAAGAAGAUUUUCUCUAAACCUUCUGACCUGUGAACCCUUUCGGGAGUUUUAGAAGGUUGGUAAGACUAUUACCUUAAAAAUUUUCCCACUGAGUUUUUACAUGAGAUAGAAUGUUAUACAGAAGCUCUGUCUAUCUGUUUUCUUUUCAAAGGUAAUCUUCUUGUAAUUUCUGUAUUGGAAGAACGGCUGGUCAUAGUUCUUAGAAUCAUGUGAUGGAUGAAUGUUUCACUGCUUCCACGAAGUUCAUUCAAGAUAUUUUGUAGAAUUAUUUUUCUGGACACCAUAACAUUCGGAACUAUUUUGACCAUAAGACGUCUGGUGAAGGUGAAGAAGGCAAAGGAAACACAUUGAUUAUUAGGCUUCCCCCCCCAAUAGUUGGGAUUGCUUGCCUAUUUGUUGAUACAUUCGUGAAUGUUGAAUAUUGCACACGAGGAAAUGAUGGCCUUAGGUUUGUGCUCAUGUCUGAAUUAACUGUUACGAUAAAGUGAUUUAUUUGAAUUUGUGCUUUAUCUUGUGAGUUCGAAUUAGUCUUCUUUAUGUGUUUUCCUGGUUUUGUACUGUGCCUGGGGUCGUCAAAUCUAUCAAAUGCAAUUGAUAAUUUAGGCUUUGCUUGUGGUAAUGUUUUCUCUUUUCCUGAUGUAUGGUAGGAUCCUCUGUUGACUAAUUUGUUUAGUCUAUUUCAUGGGCAUUCAUUUUUAAAGUUCACUGGAGGGCAAUACUCAUUAUCUUAGUUGAUGUCUAUUAUUACCUAUCCUCAGGCAUUUGUAACUGUGUGCAGCAUAGCCUUCUGUAUCUCUCCUUUUUAUUUACACAUUCAUGCUUAUAAUUGUCGAUGGAUAUAUUUAUCAUAUCCAUGUAGAUAAGUAAUUGUAUUCGUUAUGUACAUGAAUUGAUAAGUAAAUGUGUACUGUGCCUGUAACCCUUAGCGAUAAUCACGUUUGCUGUAUUAGAAACAGGAUGUUUACUUUGAUCAAACGAUAGAAUAUUUCAUGCUAUAUUCUAUUUUGCUCUUAUUUGGUCAAACUUUUAACCUUGCAGGUGCGUAAGUAUAGUAAACACUGCAGAAGUUGUGAUAAAUGUGUGGAUGGAUUUGACCACCACUGUCGGGUAUGAAACUGCAAUUUGCGCUCUUUAGACAGUGACUUAUUUUUUUUUCUGUUUGUUUAUUUGAUUUCUGUCAUCAUCAUAAUGUUAUCUGUGCUUCUGAUGACCAGUGGCUUAAUAAUUGUGUGGGGAAGAAAAACUAUGUAACUUUUAUUGCUCUUAUGGCUACAAGUCUGAUCUGGGUAUGCUUUUCCUACAUCACAUAUUACCUUUAGCUUCACAUUGGCAUUCAAUCUAUGGAGACCUGACCAAUUUACUGUGUUUUCUGCUAGUUCAGCUUGCAAUUGAAAGUGGUGUUGGAAUUGCUGUUCUCGUGCUCUGUUUUGUCGAUAAGAAAGGAACCGAGAGCAGCAUUGUGGAAAAGCUUGGGAAUGGCUUCUCUCGGGCCCCAUUUGCAGCAGUAGUGGUAAGCCUUUUGAAGGAAAAAUUUCGUUUGCUCAGAAGGUUUUGUUGUACAACGAUUAUGUAUGCUGAAAUGGACUUCAUUUUGCUUUAUCUCGUCGUAAUAAUAAACAGUUUACGACACCUUCCUCGUCAGAAGAUACCAAAUAUAUCUUUUCAACGUUUUAAAUGAAAUAAUGCAUCAUGCGUUGAAGAUUCUUCAUUUAUUUGUGUGGAUUUCUGUUUGAUUUCAGUUAGCGAUUUUCCUAUUAAAUAUAGUCAUUUUCAGAGAAAAAUAAUUCACUGCUGAAUCUCUCCCUCGUACAACUUGAUCUGUGAUUUGUCAUUGCGAUUCAUACUAAAGUCAUGUUUUUGACAGUGUCCUUUUGUUGAGGUGUCAUUGUUGCCUGCCUACUUUUUGAAGUCGUAGUGGGAUAUCAGAUAUUUUAUUGUGUAAAUGACAUUAUCGUCAUGAUUAUGGUUUAGAUAUUUUGCAUGAAUUUUCGCAACUCUGGGUAUAUGCAGGAUCUAUAUGCAGUCAAUGAGAGGGAUAUUAUAGUAGACGGGCAAUGAGAUUUAUCCAAUAUUUGUAGUCUGCUCCAGGAGUGUAGAGAUUAGGUCCAGAACACUCAUGCUGACAGAGUAAACUUGGUCUGUCCCUCGCUCCAAGGCAUCUAAAAGUGCAUUCCGUCUAUAGCAAGAAGUUCUAGAGUCUAAAGAUACGAUUGCUCAGUCCAAAGUUCUGGCAUCUACGAUUGGUCAGUGUGUAGGACAACAUGUACUAGUUCGACAUUCGCACAAUCCUUCCUCCACCAUCCUAGGCAUCUGCCUCUGAAUGCCUUGUUAAAGUUUUUGUCAAAUUCUGAAUGGCAAUGAACAUUCAAGAAAAAGUGAUCUAAUGCCUUCACAGCCAUGUACAUCGCAAGAUGUCUUAACUUCACUGGAGAAAAUAUCAAGCCAGUUCCUUUCAAAGGAUAAACUUUGCUUCCCAUGAAAGGUUCUGCUUAGAAACAAGCCUUCUCUUUCUUAAAAACAAGUUUUGCUCUCAUAUUAGAAUGUCUUGUCACUCACUCUCUAGAUAUAUUUUUUCUUAGUUACACUUCUAUUGAGAAACCUUUAAUCCGGCAAAUGACAUUCAAAACUGCUACUGACGAUGCUGCCUUCCAUGCUCGUUAUGCAUAGGAAUUCUUCUCUAAUUAAUCUCAUUCCAUCAUCUCCAUGUCGCCACCAACAUCCCAUAAAAAUAUGGUAUGUGUUGCUUCUAGGUCCAUCACUGCUAAUAAAAAAACGAUGAUGUUUUGUUGGCAUACUUCUAUGUUCUGUCAACCAUUCAAAACCAUAGUGGUUGCUAUUUGUUGGAUACUUGAAGGAAAACGGGAUUUCUGCAACCAAAGUUUUUGGGCAAUAGAUGAAUGGGUAGUCAGACUUUUUCGAUAGGGUUCGAAUGAACAAAUAUGUUUUCACUUUUCAACAUCUGAGUACCAACUAUCUGGAGAAUCUCAGAUCUCUUGGAUGUGGCUACGAGGCUAGCAUCCUAUCUCCAGGUACUCUCAGUUUUACCAUAUCACCAAAGUGCCCCGAGGCUAGUCGUACAGGGGUAUCAAUCAGAUUUCGAGGGCUUGAAAUGUGUUGUCCAUCUGUAAGGCAAAAAUGCUGUACUCGGUGGAGAGGUAUUUGAAUCCGACUCUGGACGUGAUAUGACAGCUAUGUCUACAGUAUUCUUCUUUGAAUCUCGAAUUCAAGUUCCAUGAUCGAACUUAAACAUAAAAUGAACCAUGCCCUUGAGAGAAAAUUUGUCCAUUUUGCCUUUUUAAUUAAUCAUAUGAUCCUUUUCUGCUAGCGAUUCUUCUAACUUCUAGUGAAGAGUUUGAUGCCCACGUUCUACUCCACUUUGCAGGCGAUAUGCACUGCGGUAUCAUUGUUGGCGUGCGUCCCUUUAGGAGAACUUUUUUUCUUCCACAUAAUUUUGAUCAGGAAGGUUCGUAACAUGAAUUUAGUGGCUAUGUUUUUUGUUCCCAUUCCUUCCUGUUUUACAACAUAAACCUUCUCUCCUCCGACAGGGCAUCACAACCUAUGAAUUCGUCGUAGCAAUGAGGGCCAUGAGUGAGGCCCCUCCAGCUUCUGUUGACGAGGAUGGACAGAACGCACAGAAUAUCCUUUAUUCUCCUACAGGCUCCGCCACAACUGGCUUUAGUGGAGCGAGUUCCCGAGGUCUGCAGUAUAAGGGCGCAUGGUGUACCCCUCCUCGAGUAUUCAUAGAUCACCAGGUAUGGUUUCGUAUCUUUCCCUCUUCUUUAGUCUCUGUGUUCCAUGGAAUCACUCUCCCAGUGCAUCUCAAUCUCCUGAAUUCGCUGAACAAUUUGCCGUCUGCAGGGUUCUUGAUAUUUCAUUCUUUCUUUUUUUUUAUUUGAUGUGUUCUAUGAUAGAAUAGGAUGGUCUGGUUACUCAACAUCUGUGAAAGUAUCUGAGUAAACUGAGGCGUUUGUUACGAGGCUGGUUUCUGACGUUUGGAAUAUUGGUGUUGUAGGAUGAAGUCAUACCGCACUUGGAACCUGGAAUGGUGCCCUCGACUGUGGAUCCUGAUGCUGCCGGAUUUGUAGAAAGAGGGAACAGGGCGCCCAGGAAACCCAUCAAGAUUAGCGCCUGGAAGCUUGCCAAGUUGGAUUCAAGUGAGGCCAUAAGGGCGGCUGCAAAGGCCAGGGCCUCCUCUUCUGUUCUGAGGCCCAUCGACCAUGGGCGAGUGCCCGAUGCAGAUCACAGCUCCAGUGGGAAUGCCAGCUGCAGGAGUAGCUUGAGCACGGACUUUGGGAUUAACAGGGAGGUCAAAAGUGAGCUAAGGCUGUCUCCUCUGAGGAAUUCCUAUGCCCCGAGUCAUGCCAGCAGAGAUGACUACGAAACUGGCACGCACAGCAUGAGCAGCUUCAGCAGCCCCGGCCACGUCCAGGAGUCCAUCGCCCUCAGCCCGCCGCCCCAGACUACCACCCUCCCUGACCGGCCACCGAUCCCUCAUCGGAUGCCACCGAAUGGAACCCACUUGACCAAUCCAGUGUUUCAGUCGGGUACGUCGAUUGUCAGAAAGUCGUCAGUCGUUUGGGACCAAGAGGCCGGCCGGUAUGUCUCAGUGGCGGCGCCACCCUUGAGAGGAGAAGCUGGAUGGGAUGCUGCUGUCCGCGCCACCCGCCCAUCUUCUGCGAUUCCGGCCCCGGAGACGAGCAGCUAUAGCAGACCAGUCGCUCCACCGGCGACAAGGGCCCCAGCACCACAUCAGCAGGAGAGGCUCUUGUACACUGGGCAGUCGAUAUUCUUUGGCGGCCCCCUCCUGGGUGUUCCUACAAGGGACAGCCAAGGGACGAAUGCAGCAGCAGCUCCACCUCUCCCGCCGGAGGGUCAGAGGGAGGGCGGUGGCGCCCCGAGGGAGAUCAGGGGAGGAGGCGGUGAUCGGAGGGCGGCGUUAGACUCGUUCCCAAUAUUUGCUCCAGGAGCUCUCGAGAGGGAGCCCCCCAGUAACCUGAGGUAG